CUAAUACAGAGAACCAAACACACUUUAUGUCCAAGUCAUUUCCUAAUAUCAACAGACAUGACUGCGAACUCUGAAAACCUUGCUUUUCUGCAUAUUGUUGCUAACAAAUUCAACUCGGUGGCACAAGAUGAUGUGUAUGUCCACGAUUUUCUUCCAUCCAUGACCGCACAAGGCCCACCCAAACGAUUUCACCGGUCUGACAAAUCUUUGCAUAAUCGGGGUUGUCUAGACCAACUUUCUGCUACAAAGAAGUUGUGGGCGGGGCUUUGGAGUUUGCAGUAUCUGUCGUGGCAAGUGUUUGCUAUACGUUAAGAGGAACAACUUGACAUUUUUGACAGCGUGACAUGAAGAGGAAGAAGAAGCCAGUAGUUUUGGGUGCUUUAUUUGCAGGCUUUAAAAGAUAUUCAAAUAGGCACUCUGGGCACUUAUCAUUUGAUGAAAUGUCACAUGCAUAUUCAAAAGCCACUUUUCUUUCGAGAGCGUCCGCUUGCCAAGUUCGUUCCAGCCCAAAGUGGCGGAUUUGAGUAGAUGGAGAGAGUGGAGGACAGACAGAGAGGUUUACAGAAAAAAAAGGAAGAAGAGGAGAUAUCUCAGCCCAUUUGUCUGACAGCCUUUUACCUACAGCAAGUCAAUGUGCCGACAGUUCUCUCCCAUUUUCAUGCUACACUGGCCGUCACUCCCCAUGCCACCUCCUUCUCCUCCUCCUCCUCCUCCUCCUCCUCUUCAAACUUGUGCGAGCACUCUGUCUGCACUUAGCAUUAGGCUGAGAGUGACGAACACAGCGGAGCUCGCAGGGCAGGCCGAGGGGACAGGCACAUAUACGAGGUUCAGCCAUGGCUCUGCUGCUGGAAGGCUUCCACGCCACAGCAGCCUACUACUGCCUGGUCCGCCACAGGUUCAAGAGGAGGAGGAAGAAACGGUCAGAGCGCAAAGGUCAAGUACCCCGGCCAUCUCGAACGCAACAGAGGCUGCUCGUCGUAGAGCGGGACGAAGUGGAAACCAUGAGUUCACGCAGCACUGAUGUUAAGGAAAAUCAAAAUUUGGACAACCUUUUCUCCAAAGAGGGGGUUGCGGCUGAAGUUGCCGGACACCCCAAUGGGAGUCCUGGGGUUGCGAGGAAACGUCCCCUAGAGGAGGGCAAUAAUGGGCACACACAUUCCAAGUACAGGCCCAAGAAGCGUAAGAAACUCCCUGGACCAGUUCCGCCCAAGAAUGCCCUUAUGCAGCUGAAUGAGAUCAAACCAGGUCUGCAGUACAAACUUCUCUCUCAGACUGGGCCAGUCCAUGCACCUGUCUUUGUCAUGACUGUGGAGGUCAACGGGCAGUUCUUCGAGGGUUCAGGUCCGACCAAGAAGAAAGCAAAGCUGAAUGCAGCAGAAAAGGCACUACGCUCCUUCAUCCAGGUCCCCAACGCCUCUGAAGUCCACAUGGCCAUGGGCCGGACACUGUCCGUUCACACAGACUUCACCUCGGAUCAGGCGGACUUUCCGGACGUGCUGUUUAAUGCCUUUGAGACAUCCAGUCGUAUAGAAGUCCCAUUUUACCUCGCUUCCAACAGUAAAGGUCCUUUCAGCUCAUUGGUUAUCGAGUACCCUUGGCUAUCCUCCCCUGUUCCAAAUCUAGCCCAGUCCCCCUUAACUCCAGCACCCUCUACCUCCAUCUCUCCACCAAGUGGCAAGAAUCCUGUCAUGAUUCUCAACGAGUUACGGCCAGGCCUCAAGUAUGACUUUGUGUCCGAGAGUGGGGAGAGCCAUGCCAAGAGCUUUGUCAUGUCAGUGAGGGUAGAUGCCCAGAAUUUCCAGGGUUCUGGGAGGAAUAAGCGGCUGGCCAAGGCUCGGGCUGCCCAAGCUGCUUUGUCUGCUCUCUUUAACAUGCAGCUAGACCAGCCACCAUCACAACAGCCCAUACCCAGAGAGGGACUACAGCUUCACCUGCCACAGGUCCUGGCCGACGCUGUCUCCCGUCUUGUCAUUGACAAGUUCAGCGAACUGACGGAUAACUUCUCGUCCCCACAUGCUCGACGGAAAGUCUUGGCAGGUGUUGUCAUGACAACAGGCACAAAUGUGAAGGAGGCUCAGGUCAUCUGCGUGUCCACAGGAACAAAGUGCAUUAACGGUGAAUACAUGAGCGACAGAGGUUUGGCCCUCAACGACUGCCAUGCUGAGAUUGUAGCUCGUCGGUCUCUCAUUAGGUUCCUGUACUCCCAGCUGGAGCAUUUCCUCAGUAACGAUGAAGAGGUCCACAGGGAGUCCAUCUUCACCAGAUAUGACAACGGACAAGGCUUCAAGCUGAAGGACAAUGUCCAGUUCCAUUUGUACAUCAGCACCUCCCCCUGCGGAGACGCCCGUAUUUUCUCACCUCACGAAGCAGGGGUAGAAGAUCAGGGAGACAGACACCCCAACCGAAAGGCCCGCGGACAGCUGCGCACUAAAAUUGAGUCGGGUGAAGGAACCAUCCCUGUACGCUCCAGCAACACCAUUCAGACGUGGGACGGUGUUCUUCAGGGCGAGAGGCUGCUCACCAUGUCCUGUAGUGACAAGAUUGCCAGGUGGAAUGUUGUUGGAAUCCAAGGCUCUCUGAUGAGCUAUUUCACCAAACCCAUCUACUUCUCCAGCAUCAUCCUGGGCAGCCUGUAUCAUGCUGACCACCUCUCCAGAGCCAUGUACCAGAGGAUUAUUGAGCUCGAGGAUUUACCGCAGCCCUUUAAUUUGAACAGGCCACUGCUCAGUGGAGUAAGUAACGCAGAGGCUCGUCAGCCGGGAAAGGCGCCCAACUUUAGUGUGAACUGGACAGUGGGAGACCAGGGCUUGGAGGUGAUCAACGCCACCACAGGGAAAGAUGAUCUAGGUCGACCCUCCAGGCUCUGCAAACACGCCCUCUACAGCCGCUGGAUGCGCCUGCACUGCAAGCUCUCCUCCAUCAUGCGGAUCAAAAGGCCAAGGCCCAGCAGCUACCACGAGGCCAAGCAGGCGGCGGUGGAGUACCAUUCCGCCAAACAGAUGCUCUUCAGGUCCUUCUACAAAGCCGGACUGGGCGUCUGGGUGAAAAAGCCGAUUGAGCAAGAUCAGUUUGCUCUCACCACGUGAGUCAGUAAGGCGGUCGCUACAUGACUGUCAAACUACCGACUUGUGAAACGUUGGAGGACUAAUUUCUUCUGGAUUGUCAUGGAUUGGACAUUCCCGCUCCUCCACCUCAGUUUUUUUAAUAUAAGUAUGUUAAAGAAUACCACAGUUUAGUCAGUUAUGCAACUCUUUUUGAGAAGAAAAUAGCCUGAGUUGAAACCGAAGUUGGCUAAAUGACAUGUGUUUUGAUAAUAAAAAUGAUCAUUUUGCAUGUAGUAUUAUAUCAAACUCGUAGGAAAGUCCUCUGCAAAUGGUAUAGAUAUGGUAGUUUGUUUUAAAGUUUCAAUACGUAUACUCAGAGGAUUGGGAGGCUACACGUUUUCCGCUUGUGUCAUCACAAAUGCAUACUUUAAUGUCUGCACCAAGGUUUUGAUAGUGGUGGAAUUUUGCAUUACUUCAUAAAUGUACAACUGUCAAACCUAUGAUUGAUAUGACACAAACUUUAAGUUGAGUCUCCGCAAUUUUUUCGCUAUAGUUAUAAAGCUGUAGAUAAAGACCUAAGUCUACUGCCCAUUAAUUCUGCAAAGAAGUGUCCAACAAAUAGUAAUUCAUUUAAAAGAAGUUGAACAAAUUUAUGACCUUCUGCCCUGGGAGGACAGAAGUUGCGCGGUAGACGGGAAGACCGUGCGAAGCUUAAAGACUGGAGAUUGAUCUCCUGAGACGCUAGCAACUUUCAAAGCAGAAAAUAAUUUGGGAUCGGCCUAAUUAGAGCCAUUGGAGCAAAAUGAAAUGCACUUUUUAUCCUAAAUGAUAAACCCAGUGUGAUGGUAACAUCAAUCACUAUAGCACAUGGAUAAAAAAAUAAUAUAAUAAUUCAACAAUUGCUUCAUUUACACAGGCAUUCCGUUAAUUAUCACAAUAAUUUAACAAAAAUGCCCUGUGUACCACCUCAAAGGGAACAGACUACCCCGAUGUAAAAUAAUCAGCAGUACCAGGAACCAGGACUUGUUAACAUUUCUUUUUACCACCAUUAAAAAGUUCACCAAAGAAGAUGUCAGCAUCUGUCUACAGUAGUUUAAUUUCAAUUAUUUAUUGUCUUUUGUAUAUUUUCACCAUGAAUAUAAAUGUUAUUUGGGAAGGAUGUAGGCCUUCUUAAUUUCUUUGUAGUAAACCUAAAUGUUUUUUGAUUUUUUAAAGUCUUUCUUUAUUUUUAACUAAGGAUAUGAUAUUUGUUAUUUUAUGUCCUUCUGUUUCUAAUUGUCUUGAUGAUCCUUGUUCUUUUUUUAAGCCUUACCUGCAUCCAGGUGCAAGUUACAUUUGCAGAAUAAAUGCAUUUAUAUGUGAGACUAUGACCAUUUAGAAAAGCAAUUUUGAAGGGAUGAUUGAAAAAAUUAUGCUCUGUAGGUCAGUCCUCCACUCCCAGAAGUCGCUGAUUGGUGAGAUUCUGCACUCCCGAAUGACUUGGGCUUGCAGACCUUCUUAUUUGAAUGUGAUAAAUGACAGUUUGUUCACACCUGACAAUGAGAGUGAGAGUUAAAAAUUAACAAAGAAAUAAAGUACAGUGUCUAAUCCAACAUUUCUGUGUAACUGGUGGAAGUAGAGCAGAGUAAUUAAGUAUUAAUUAAAUGGAAACACAAGUGAGUUGUCACCAACCCUAUGGACAGUUUGACCAAUGCAUGGAAGUGUUGAUGCAUAGUCCAUAUUUAUUUACAGUCUACGGUAAAGACAGUCUAAACAUCAAAUGAUUUCUUUAUUGCUCUCAGCCUUAAGUUAGUUAUAGUACAGUUCAAUUCAAUUCAAUGAAAAGGUGUGACCAAAUUUUUGACUGGUAGUGUAUAGACCCCUACACAGUAUUUUGAGGAGCGGAGCUUAGCUGGAAGCAAACCAUCUCAAACACUGUAGCUUGUAAGCGGUGGUUAGCAUAUUUCAACGGACUGUUUUGGCAAGAAUGGAUGAGGAAAACACAUAUUGUAGAGAAUUACACUCACUUCCCCACACAGUAGUUCUUAUUUUAAAAAGUUGACUCUGACUGAUGGGACUACGUACAUUCACCAACCCCUACACUCUCACUCACUGGAUGGACAAAGGAGGACACAGAGGGGACGAAGUCUGGUCUGUCUUUAUCAAGUGAAGCCUCUCCAACAAACAUAUUAAAAGAAGUGGAACCACUGUGGAGGUGGCAAAUGCAACUUCUGCUCUGACACCCUUGAAACAUACAAAUAAUGUUGCGUUAGCUACACACAGCUAACACUAGCUAACAUGUAACAAGAAUCCCCCACAAAAUUAUUAACUUAAUGUAAUUUCAGUCACAAUUUAGUCUAGCCCAUAACGUUAUACAGGCUGAAACUGAUGAUGCAUUACAUAUUAAUCUGACCUGAUAUCAAGUAUGUGUUUGACAGGGAAAGUGUUCAUGUCAAGCUUCUCUCUUUUUUGCCUCCAGCUAACGUUGCGAUGUCACUGUGACGUAGGCCAUGAAGGGGUCUGUAUUAGUUUGAGAUUGCUGAGAAAAUGCUACAUUUUUCUGACAGAAUCACAUGCAGCUUUAUUGUCACUAUUUUAAAAGGAUGUCUUUAAAAGUCAACAGACAUCAUUUCAUGGUCCCUUUUCCUUUUCAGGUGCUUUUUUUUUUUUAAAGAUUAAUGGAAAACUCUGCAUAUACGAGAGUACCCCGUUGAUUAUACGGUCCUUAUUGUGACCCUGGACGCGUUGUGUGUUCACAUCGCCAAAGGAAUACAGUCAAACACAACCUAGUGUGUGCUUGCAGCUGUAUGAUUGGAUUGCCGAGAACACAUGUUGAUGCAAGGUCUGGACAAGGUCAGGGUGGGGCCUGAUGCAUGAGCGCUCCCUGUAAAGCAUGACAAAUCCAACAAUGGAACGUGUAGAAACUUGAGUAAUGGAUCAAGAGAUUUAAUAAAAUGCUUCUACAGUCA
Molecule: messenger RNA, 5992 nt
Organism: Mugil cephalus (flathead mullet)
Lineage: Eukaryota; Metazoa; Chordata; Actinopteri; Mugiliformes; Mugilidae
Product: double-stranded RNA-specific editase 1-like
Exons: 10
Coding region: 834-3086 (750 amino acids)
Biological process (GO): adenosine to inosine editing; RNA processing
Cellular component (GO): cytoplasm; nucleolus
Molecular function (GO): double-stranded RNA binding; tRNA-specific adenosine deaminase activity; double-stranded RNA adenosine deaminase activity
Source: RefSeq, a predicted model, not a curated record